CCUGCAUACCUCACUCUUCUGGCGAUCAAAGUUCCCUAUUGCCCCUCGUCAUCAUGCCGAGCACUCACAAUGUUGACAAGCCGUGGGAUACAGGCGAUAUCGAUAAGUGGAAGAUCGAACCUUUCAAGCCAGAAGACAAUCUUGGAGGCACCUUUGCGGAAGAGUCUUCUUUCGCUCUAACGUUUCCGAAAUACCGCGAAUUGUACCUCAAGGAAGCAUGGCCAUUCAUUACCCGCUCGCUCGAGAAAAUUGGUAUUGGUUGCUCACUUGAUUUGAUCGAGGGGAUGAUGAAGGUGUCGACAACAAGAAAGACAUACGAUCCCGCUGCCAUACUCAAGGCCCGAGACCUUGUCAAACUAUUAGCACGAAGCGUGCCCGCCCCUCAAGCGAUCAAGAUAUUGGAAGAUGGAAUGGCGGCGGAUGUCAUCAAGAUUCGAAGUCUGGUGCGCAAUAAAGAACGCUUCGUCAAGCGGCGGCAGCGGAUAUUGGGCCCGAACGGAAGCACAUUGAAAGCUCUCGAACUUCUCACGCAGACCUAUAUCCUUGUCCAAGGCAAUACCGUCGCAGCAAUGGGCCCAUAUAAGGGAUUGAAAGAAGUCCGGCGCGUAGUCGCCGACUGUAUGGCCAACAUUCAUCCGAUCUACCAUAUAAAAGAACUCAUGAUCAAACAAGAGCUAGCCAAGGAUCCUUCGCUAGCCAACGAGAGCUGGGAUCGGUUCCUCCCCAAGUUCAAGAAGCGAAAUCUUCCAAACCGACGGACGCCCUUCAAAGUUACGGACAAGAACAAGAAGCCAUACACGCCAUUCCCGCCACCGCAAGAGAAGAGCAAGGUGGAUCUGCAAAUGGAGAGUGGCGAAUUCUUCCUUAGCAAGCAUGCGAAGGAGGCGGAAAAGAGGCACGCAAAGGAGGCGGAGAAGAAAGAGAAGAAGGCAAAAAAGGAGAUGGAAAGGGCUGCCGAUUUCGUACCGCCGAAAGAACGCGUUGCACCGAGAUGAAGAUAAAAUGUAUCCACAAGACUGUGCACCACGAAGAGUUCUUCACGAGGGGUUGCCGAUACGCGUCGACGUUGAUUCGAAGACGAGUCGUCCCGGCCAUCGUACCCGCUGUACUACCCAGUACUCCAAUGAGGGGGCAAAUUGGUAUAUUUCGGUGUCUAUCGACAAAGAAAAAGUAUCGGGCCCUUUGGCUGAGCAGGAAAGGAGCUGAUCAAUCAGUGAAUGUAAGGAGGAGUAUGAACAUUAACUGCCGGUUGCUCUGCUGGGUGGGGAGAGAUACGGGAAUAGAACCUGGCUGGAUUACUUCCUGUCCAAGAGAUUAUUUGAUCUGAUCAACAAGCGUCUAAAUGUAUGUAUGAACUAUGAGCAUUUUACUUCCAUCCGAAGACGUCCAACAAUAUCAAAUGUUUGAACC
This is a messenger RNA of Eremomyces bilateralis CBS 781.70, 1410 nucleotides long. RefSeq names its product putative rRNA assembly protein Mis3. Gene Ontology annotation, molecular function: RNA binding. The transcript is spliced from 5 exons. The record is from RefSeq and is a predicted model, not a curated record. The coding region runs from base 54 to 995 and encodes 313 amino acids. Lineage: Eukaryota; Fungi; Ascomycota; Dothideomycetes; Eremomycetales; Eremomycetaceae. Gene Ontology annotation, cellular component: small-subunit processome; nucleolus.